Penicillium chermesinum is the source of this 168-nucleotide messenger RNA. RefSeq lists its product as uncharacterized. The transcript is spliced from 3 exons. Gene Ontology annotation, biological process: protein import into mitochondrial matrix. The record is from RefSeq and is a predicted model, not a curated record. Gene Ontology annotation, cellular component: mitochondrial outer membrane translocase complex. Lineage: Eukaryota; Fungi; Ascomycota; Eurotiomycetes; Eurotiales; Aspergillaceae. The coding region runs from base 1 to 168 and encodes 55 amino acids.
AUGGCCCCCAAGCGCGUUUCCCACGGCCAGAAGGGCCUCUUCAGCACCAUUUACGAUGAGGCCACCAACCCCGAGAACAACACCAUCGUCCGUAGCCUGAUCGUCUUUGGUGUCGGCGUCGCUUUCCUCCACAGCAGCCUCGGCGAGAUCCUCCUCCCUCCCAUGUAA